Messenger RNA from Columba livia (rock pigeon), 1790 nucleotides. It is a transcript of the gene DHRS7B, whose product is annotated as dehydrogenase/reductase 7B. Lineage: Eukaryota; Metazoa; Chordata; Aves; Columbiformes; Columbidae. Gene Ontology annotation, molecular function: oxidoreductase activity. Gene Ontology annotation, cellular component: membrane. The transcript is spliced from 7 exons. The record is from RefSeq and is a predicted model, not a curated record. The coding region runs from base 190 to 1206 and encodes 338 amino acids.
UCAGGGUGGGCCAGGCCGCAGAUUCCCGGCGGAACCGCAGCCCCGGGGCCGCCGCUCCCCGCACGGGCGGCACCUGCGGACGGACCGGCGGGAACGCAACCGCCCGCCGGCUGCGCCACUUCUGGUUUAGAUCGAGGAGGGGCCGUCUGCCAUUGGACGCCCUGCGCAAAGCCCUCCCCUGUCCUGGCAAUGCCUCAGGCGCAUGCGCACGCCGCACUUCCGGCGGCGGCCAUGGUGACGGCGGCAGGCAGGAAGACCGUUCAGAAAGGAAAACUCAUGGAUUUCACAAGUACAGUCAUCAUCCCGCUGCUUUUUGGCAGCUUGGGGAUCUUUGGGCUUUUUCGGCUCCUGCAGUGGAUGCGGAUGCGAACGUACCUGCAGGAAGCUGUGGUGGUGAUCACCGGGGCCACCUCUGGCCUGGGAAAAGAGUGUGCCAAAGCUUUCCAUGCAGCUGGCUGCAAGCUGGUGCUCUGCGGCAGAGAUGGUGAGAAACUCAAAGGCGUGGUGCAGGAGCUUUCUACCAUGACCAAUCACCGGAAGAACACACACAAACCUCACACUGUGGUAUUUGACCUCUCGGAUACUAAAACUGUCCUAAAUGCUGCUGAAGAGAUCCUGAAGUACUUGGGUCACGUGGACAUACUGAUCAACAACGCGGGCAUCAGUUUCCGAGGCACAAUUGUGGACACGGGACUGGAUGUGGACAAGAAAGUGAUGGAAACAAAUUACUUUGGUCCUAUAGCCCUCACCAAAGCACUUCUCCCCUCCAUGAUCAAGAGGAGACAAGGCCACAUUGUGGCCAUCAGCAGCGUUCAAGGCAAAAUAAGCAUUCCUUUCAGAUCUGCGUAUGCUGCCUCUAAGCAUGCUACCCAGGCUUUCUUUGAUUGUCUACGAGCAGAGGUGGAGCAGUAUGACAUUGAUGUGACGGUUAUAAGCCCCGGAUACAUUCAGACAAACCUCUCUCUCAAUGCUGUAACAGCAGAUGGAUCUCGCUAUGGAGUUAUGGACAAGAACACCGCCGAGGGACAGACGGCCGCGGAGGUCGCUCAGGUGGUUCUCAGCGCAGUGGGACAGAAGAAGAAGGAGGUACUUGUGGCCGGCCUGACGCCCUCCCUGGCUGUCUACCUGCGAAGCCUCUUCCCCAGUAUCUUCUUCACCUUAAUGGCAACUAGAGCGAAAAAAGAGAGAAAAGCAAAGGACUCUUAGAGCUCAGCUCAUGUGAGCAGUAACUGCAGGGAGAGGCUGAACCCCCUGCGGUUUGGCUGGGACAGCAGUGGAAGUGCUCCUGCAGGUAAAAACUUUCUCAAAGUGCUGCAGUUUACCAGUGUAUGGAGAGCGGGAAGUGGUUUCCCCCCAUCGGGGUGGGCCCACGUGCUGGAGAUCAGCACCUAAACCUCACCUGAAGAAAGGACAAGGCGGGAGGGCUGAGGCUGCAGAGAAGGGAACUGCAGCAGGAGAGACCACGUGCUGGAAGGCAGCACCUCACCCAACUCCAGGCCAGCUCAGCUUUGCUGGCCUGCUGCAAAUAAAACCCAUUAUGCCUUCACACAAGCAGAUCGUGGCUUUCCUCACCCCACAGCCCCUGUGAAACGCAGUCCUCAGCUGGGAUUUCUCAUCAUCAGUGUCUCCUUCCCUUUCCUUCCAGUUUGGUCUAGAACAUGUUGCUUGAAGUGGAAAACUCCAGAGCCCCUGUUUGUUAACGUGCCAUAUCAUGUGAUACGUUGACCUGAGGUCCAGUGCCACUUUUAAAGAAGUAACUGAUGUAAAAUAUAAAUUUUAUUUGGCAAUUA